This is a messenger RNA of Gambusia affinis (western mosquitofish), 2315 nucleotides long. It is a transcript of the gene zbtb22b, whose product is annotated as zinc finger and BTB domain containing 22b. Bases 183 to 2315 code for a protein of 710 amino acids. Lineage: Eukaryota; Metazoa; Chordata; Actinopteri; Cyprinodontiformes; Poeciliidae. Gene Ontology annotation, molecular function: DNA-binding transcription factor activity, RNA polymerase II-specific; RNA polymerase II cis-regulatory region sequence-specific DNA binding; protein binding. The transcript is spliced from 6 exons. Gene Ontology annotation, biological process: regulation of transcription by RNA polymerase II. The record is from RefSeq and is a predicted model, not a curated record.
UGGCCCGCCUGUCUGGAAUGGCCUUAAAGGCGCAGAGUCGCUGUCUGCAGCCGCAGGGAUCCGACGGGCAGCGGGUUCGGUGAAAAUGCGCCAGGAAGUUCUGGUUCUGGGUGACCUGGCAGCGGUUCCUGCCCUCGGCUCCCCCACACACCGGACCUCUGAGGGCAGCAGGGACUGAAACGAUGCAGUCGGUUCCCAUGGAGGUGGGGAGCAGCAGCGGCUCAGGCGGGUCGGCGGUGGAGGUCAGCUUCCCCGGCGCUCAGACCUCGGUGCUGGACAGCCUCAACCGGCAGAGAGAGGACGGCAGUCUGUGCGAUCUGUCCAUCCACGUUCAGGGUCACGUCUUCAAGGCGCACCGCUGCGUCCUGGCCGCGGCUUCGCCCUACUUCCAUGAUCAGGUGCUGCUGAAGAACAUGUCGACGGUCUCCAUCCCCGCGGUGAUGGACCCGCUGGCGUUCGAGAGCGUCCUGAGCUGCGCCUACACCGGCCAGCUGCGGAUGCUGCGUGACGACAUCGUUAACUACCUCACGGUGGGCAGCGUGCUGCAGAUGUGGCACAUCGUGGACAAAUGCACCGAGCUGCUGAAGGACGGCCGCGCCGCAGCGGCGGCAGCAGGAGGAGGAGGAGCGCGGGACGCAGCAGGUGGAGGCGGAAGUUCGGCCAAUCCCGGCUGCAGCAGCAGCAACGGUGAAGCUGGUGGAACUGGGACCACAGGUGGUGUUCCAGUUGUAGAGCCCAAUGACCCCCAGAGGGCCCCCCAACCCUCCAGCCGGCCCUCGGUGAGCGAGAGCCAGUCGCCCAGCAGCACCAACUACUUCAGCCCCCGAGACGGGAGCAGCUUCCUGGGGGGAGGCGCAGCGGCAGGGGGGGCCUCUCUGGAUGGAGGCAGGACCAGUAACACUCCCAGCUACUGCACCCCAUCAGGGGGAGAGGAGGCCCUGCUCAUCGAGGAGGAGGAGGAGGAGGAAGAGGAGGAGGUCAUGUACCACCACAGGAAGAGAGGAAGAGGAGGAGGCAGCAGGAGGAGGAAGAAAGUCAGCUCAGUGUUGGAGCAGGAGGUCGGAGUCAGCGACAGCUUCGGCGUUUCCUCCUAUCAGGACGGCGAGGACUCGGAGGCGGCGCUGCAGAAGCGUCCGACCUACAGCCAGCCCAGCAUUAUGCCGCGGAAGCAGUGGGUGGUGGUGAAGACGGAGCGGACGGAGGACGACGACCUGAUCGUUGUGUCCGGAGAGGAGGGCGGUGAGGAUGAGGAGGACGAAGACGAGAGGGAGAUGGAGCUGCUGAGGGAGCGAGAGAGAGGAAACUUCAACAUCUCCAACAUCAGGAGCCUUUCAGCGGAGCUGGCGGGCCGAGCGGAGAGCGACAUGGACUCACAGGUGGAUUACUGCCAGUCAUCAGAGGACUACCUUAAGUUUGAGGGCAGCCUGAUCGAGCAGACGUUAGCCCAGCACCUUCAUGACGGCGCUGCGGGUCAGAACCAGAACGCCAACCGGGCCGUGUCGGCCCUGCUGGGCCAGGUCCAGUCCGCGGCCUCGGCCCGGGCGCAGCUCUUCCCUCUGGACAUGCAGGGGAACCAGAUCCUGCUGUACAGCCAGGCGUCCGGCCUCGCCCUGGACCCGGCCGCGCCGCCGCUGGGCGUGGCCGCCGGCAUGAUGGGCGGAGCCUCUUUCAAAACGCCCGGCCUGGAGCACGGCGCCGUCCAGCUGCAGACCGGAUUGGGUCCAGAUGGUUCUGACGGUGGCGGGGUCGGAGGCGGAGCCGGCGGUGGCGGCUCUGGAGGAACCGCCAAGGUGUUCAUGUGUCACUGUGGGAAAACCUUCACCCACAAGAGCAUGCGGGACCGGCACAUCAACAUGCACCUGGACCUGCGGCCGUUCCACUGCCCCGUCUGCGCCAAGAAGUUCAAGAUGAAGCACCACCUGACGGAGCACAUGAAGACCCACACCGGCCUCAAGCCCUACGACUGCCUGGGCUGCGGCAAGAAGUUCAUGUGGCGUGACAGCUUCAUGAGGCACCGCUCACACUGCGAGAGGCGCAGCGCCGACGGCGACACGGUGGGGGGCGGGGAGGGAGGGAGGCGAGGAGGAGGAGGAGAGGAAGGCUCGGAGGAGGAACGACUGCAGCUGCUGCUGGACAACAUGGCGGAGGAAGCAGUCACCAUGGCAACACCAUGGCCGCUGCCACAGGGGCGAUCCUGGGGGUCGUCUCCCAGAGUCCGGGUCCGGAUCACGGACCAGGAAUGUUCAGAGGGCUGGGAUUGGCUAGAGGUGUGUGUGAGGAAGACGUGUGUGAGGUCAGCGCAGGCAGCAGCGUGA